UCCGGAGCAGGCGCGUGUCCACACGACCGCCAAAGAUGUCGGCCCUCGCUGCCCCAUGCCGCUGCUGCCGGGCUCUGUUAGCAGGGAGGGCUCUCCGGAGUUAAUAAGGCCAGGUAUUUCAUAGUUGCAGCAAUUCUGCAAACCUGACGUGUAGACUGGUUCUCAGAGUGCCAGGCUGUUGGCGAGCUUUUGUCUUGCCCCUUCCUCUUCUCCAGAAUCGACCUUCGGACAGGUUGUGGGGAAGGGAAGGAAGACUCUCCCCUCCUCUCCCAGGCAGACCCAGGAUAUCGCGGAGUCUCGGGAGAGGCGGUCCUUCUGAUGUUUGAGGAGACAGGCUUUGAGCCGAGGCUGGCGAUGAAGAGCGACAUCUCGACCUCUGCAGCCCCUCUUAAGGGGCUCGGGGCCGCCUUGCGGAGCAGCGAGCCCGCGCGCUUGGUCCCGGCAGCGUCUCCCUCAGUGCAUCUGCUGGAGGAGGCUGCCGACCUCCUGGUGGUACACCUAGACUUCCGCGCGGCACUGGAGACCUGCGAGCGGGCCUGCCAGAGCCUGGCCGACGACUCCUUGGCCGAAGAGCCCGCGGGCACCUACUUGGAGGUGAAAUGUUCUCUGUGUAUUGUGGGGAUCCAGGCCCUGGCAGAAAUGGAUCGGUGGCGGGAAGUCCUCUCAUGGGUCCUUCAAUAUUACCAGGUCCCUGAAAAGCUACCCCCGAAAGUCCUGGAGCUGUGCAUUCUUUUAUACAGCAAAAUGCAAGAGCCUGGAGCAGUGCUGAAUGUGGUAUGUUCCUGGCUUCAAGACCCAGACAACCAGCGCCUUCCAGAAUAUGGAGCUUUGUGUGAACUCCACCUACAGCGGGUGCUACUGCCUCUGGGCCACUUUUUGGAGGCUGAAAAGCUUGUGGUGGGCUCUGCAGCCUUUGGUGAGGAGCAGCGACUAAAAGUGCUCCAGACCAUUCAUACAGCGAGGCAACAGCAGAAACAGGAACAUUCAAGCUCCCAGGAGGUCCAGAAACUAAACCAGGAAGGCUCAUUUUCCCACAAGUUCCUGUCACUACUGAUGCUGCUUCGUCGGCUUUGGGACUGUGCUCUGAGCUACUUUCUUUCUCUAUCCUUCAAGAAGAGCCUCCUUGCCACAUUGAUCCUUUGUCUCUUGGUGGUAAGGUUUGAUCCAGCGUCUCCUUCUUCCCUGCCCUUCCUCUACCAGCUGGCUCAGCUCUUCCACCGGAUCCGGAAGGCCAUGUUUGCUCGCCUCUACCAGCUUCCCCUCCAUGACUGAGUAGUCUUCCACCUGCACCCUGGCCUCUCGUUUUCCACCUUUGUAGGAGAAUAUUCUUUUCCCUGAUGCCAGUCAGGCCCCUGUAGUAAUGGGGCGAGCCUCAUUCCAGGGGGAACAUUCUGGAUUGCUGCUCUUAUGCCCUUCUCUCUGCACCCAUUGCCUCUCCUUGGUGGAGAAUGUGGAAACAAAGUGGGGCCACAGCACACAGCUGUUAGAACUGCACCCUCUUAUACUCAGGCCUCUUGGGAGGAAGGGGUUUGGGAUCGGGGAAUGUGUCCCUGAAACAUUCCAUUUUCUUGGCAAAGGCAGGGGGUGACCUUCCAGGUCAGGGUGUUGACAGAGCAAAAAGUUCAGAAACAUCCUAGUGGAGUGACCCUUGACCUUUUACUUCCUUGAAAAACUUAUUUCUGAAUAUCCUCUUACAGGGCAGCACCUUAAUUAGAGUGAGUGAUAUCAGAGAGAACUUCUCUCUUUUCUCCUCUAUUUCUCUCCACAGACCUGUUAUAAUUGUGAAUCAAGCCACUGUUCCCCUGGUCCUGCAGUGGGUGUGAAGGCUUCCUGACUCUUGAGGCCUCUCCCUGCUUGGAAUGGGGCAUGGCUUUCAGAAUACCAAGGUGACCACUGAAAGCAAAGUGAGCCCGCUCAGUCUUUAUCACUGGGUAAAGUGAUCUUGCUUGGUGCCUCUUGGUCUUCAGCUCACUUUUCCAACAUGUCAGUGGCCAAACCCUGCUCAAUUACAUUCAGUGUCCUUGCCCACUCUUUCAGCCUGCCACUCUCUCUCUCCUUCCUGAAAACUGCCCCAUAGUUGUUUAUCUGUAUCAUUGUGACUUUGGUACAUGCAGUGGCAGAUCCUCCCCAUCAUGUCUGUCCUAAUUAUGUUCUAUCGUUUGUAUAAUGCCCAAGUUUUUCUGCUUCUGUAGGCUUGAAAAGUAGGCCAGCCUCAGAGGCUGACGAGCCGAAAAUGGAACUGGGUAAUCAGGUGAGCUGGAAGGAAUGUGUGGGGGGCUGGGCUGAGAUAAGAUGUGGUCUUUGAAGGCAGUGAACAAUAGACUUUAGAGGAGGAAACACUGGAGCCUUGGCAUUGAGGAGUUGAAACAUUUCAGUUUUGUUUUUUUUUUUUCUCCUUGGCCACAAAAAUAGUAUAUGUUUCUUUGUAAGUAAAUGUAGAGUACUACUGUGUGUCAGAAUCAUGAAAACUUUCAGCCAGGGCUGGCCUCUUCAUCGAAGUCCAAGCAAGCUGCCCAUACUGGGACCCCAGUCAACAUUGAUGCCAAGGAUACUUACUAGCUUGUGUUGGUCCAUUUUCAGGGUUUGUGAGUUAACAAUUUCUCUUUAGAGAAAACAAACAUCACAGACCCUUGGAAUUAAAUCUAAAACUCUAGGACAUGGUCCAACUCUUUGCAAGAAGCAAAUCUAUGCUUUGUAUAAUAGCCUUUAAAUUGAACUUAGAACCCCAAAAAGACAAAGGGAAUCAGGCAAAGUGUGAGAUCCCUCCUUUGGAGUAAAUUUUUCUUUGUUUUUGAGGUGGAGGUCUUGCAGUUUUGCCCAGAUUGGCCUUAAACUCCUGGGCUCAAGUGAUCCUCCUGCUUCAGUCUCCUUAGUUAAUGGGACUUAUGUACCUGGCUUAGGAUGAGUUCUCAAAAAUGAAAAUCUGGUCCCAUUCACAACCCUAGAGAAAAUCUUUAGUGGUUUCCAUGAUCCCUAGGAUAAAAUCCAGAUUCUUCAUGUUUGUUAAGGCCUGGUAGGUGUAGGUUUCGGUGAAAUACCUCCAUGUGUCUGGGGCCUCUAUUCCUUAGACAUGCUGCUUCCAGCCACCAGGCAAUCAGGGUUUCUUCAGGCCUCUGUAGCUUGAUGCUCCUGCUGGAAGGCCCUGUGUUUGUUCUCUGUCUGGGGAGCUCCUCAACCUUCUAGUCUUGUUCCAGGGAGCCUCUAGGAAUCCUUCCCCAAGUCCUCCUGCUUCCAGGCCCUUGUUUCUUUUCUUUUUUCCCCUUGUUUCUUAUCCCUUGUGCAGUCAUGACCUAUAGUUGCAUAAUUCCUCAUUGCUUCUGGUGCGCUGAGCUGUUUGAGGCUGGGGAGUGUGACUGUGGUGGUUUUUAAGAGUAGGGCUCAGAUCCUUUAUGUAAUCUUAUCUUUCUCAACCUCAGGCUCUCAUUUCUUAAGUUCUUAUCCCACAAGGACUUUUAGAUGAGUAAAGAGGUUGUUCAUAAGGAAGCACUUAGCACAUUCUGCCCUAGGGAGGAGCUCUUGUGAGUGAUUGCAGUUACCAGGUCCAGCUGUAUCCCAGGGCCCAGCAAGGAGCCUAGAAAUGAGAAGGUGCUCAGAGGGGUUAAUGAGUGGAUUGAUGUGACAUAAGAGGGCUACAUGCUUUUGGUAAGUUUGUGCAAUUUUGUGUUGUGAAAACCCUGAACAUAAAGACCUGAUCAUCCCCAACUCAUUGUUUUGCUCUCCCUGAAGCUCCCAGUGCCAUUCAGCUUGCAGGUCUUUAAGGUCUCUGUUCUGAACUCUGCAAUGCUUGCUGGGUACAGCCGCAGCUACCUGUCUAAUCAGGUGAGGAACUAUGGAUGUAGACAGGUGCUCAUAUGGGUCUUCAAUUCUGGGCUUAAUGAGGUCAAGUGAAGAGAGGGCUUUCUUGUCAGACUUACUAAACCCGCACUAUUCAAUACUUUGGCCAUUAGCCAAAUGUAGCUUUUGAGCAUUUGAAAUGUGGCCAGUCCAAAUUGAAACAUUCUGUAUAUGUAAAAUACACACUGGAUUUUGAAGACCAAAUUAAAAAAAAAACAACAGAAACUCAAAAUUAUUUUUAUGUUGAUUGCAUGUUUAAAUAAUAAU
Molecule: messenger RNA, 4101 nt
Organism: Ictidomys tridecemlineatus (thirteen-lined ground squirrel)
Lineage: Eukaryota; Metazoa; Chordata; Mammalia; Rodentia; Sciuridae
Gene: Pex26
Product: peroxisomal biogenesis factor 26
Biological process (GO): protein import into peroxisome matrix; protein import into peroxisome membrane
Cellular component (GO): peroxisome; peroxisomal membrane
Molecular function (GO): ATPase binding; protein-containing complex binding
Source: RefSeq, a predicted model, not a curated record